AGAACCUCUUUGGGGUCGACGCGACCGAAGAUUGGAAUAUGCCGGUUGUUUCUUGAUGUGGUAGGGGAAAAACGGAGGCCAAAGCGCGACGCCAAUACGCUGAGUUUUCUAUUAUACUUUGUGUAUCUCGGCACACUGCGAAAGAGCAGCCCCGAAGGCGCUUCCAAUCUCAUGCGAAACGACCACAAAAUGAUGUUGCAUAUCUUAAAUGAACUCUUACGCUGAGUCAGAGUUUACAAAGUUUAACAGAAUUUUUUUACCAGCCAAAAGCGCUGAAGACGAUAUUGGACUGAAAGUUUUGUACAAAAUUGAGUAUUCCCUGAGUCGGACGAAUCUGCACAGUCUUAAAUGAAAAAGGAAAAGAAAAGAAGAGAAUUAAUGCAAAUUAGAACAGUUUAAACGUCGACUAUAGAACGUGCGCUGAAUUGGACGAGGGAAAUUUGAAUUGCAUCGAAAUUGAUGUUUCGAGUAAUGAAGAGAACAAAAAUUGGCUAAACGGUUCCCUUCGGAGUUUGGGGAGUAGUUUUGCCGACCUUGUGGCAAAUUUCGUUCGAAUCGCGGGGUUUUUUGAAAGGCGUUUGCUUCGCAGGGAACUGGCGCCACUACGAGUACGUUUGAAACAUCCAAUAGGAAUAUUUAGUUAACAUUUACAAAAGUGGGGGGAUGCGCAUUUUCGUUGCGCACGAUGAGCACAGUUCCGGGGGCACCUCAACGUCCAUUUUGUCCCAUUCGUUGAUCCCGGUUAGUCGACGCCGGUGUGAAGAUAUAUUUCCCGUUUACUUGGAGUUCGAUGUUAUUCAGGAGCGACGCGUUAGAUAGGGGGCAAAAUAUUCCGAGUGGUGGUGACUGAUAUUUACGGCCGAGUCUGAAUCCGAUGAUAAUUUCCGUUCAUCGAUCAAGCCGCACCGAGUGUUGACGUUAUAAUUAUCGGGAACAUCGAGCUAGUGGGAGUUUGUUGAAAAGCACGUUUUGCAUCCGUGACUGUAAAUUUUUUUUUCCCACCUGCCUCCCUCCGUGCGAUAUUCGGCCAGUUUUAUUCAAAAUGGCGGAACUACAGGGCACGCCGGUUACUCAGGACGCACUGUCCGUUGCCCAGCUGGAACUUGGAGGAAAUCCUAACGCCUUGGCGUUGCGCAGGCCAUUUGAUCCGGUAGCACAUGAUCUGGAUGGUACUUUCCGCCUGACACGUUUUGCUGAUUUAAAAGGAUGAGGGUGUAAAGUCCCUCAAGAGGUUCUUGGUAAACUUCUUGAGGGGCUACAGGCGGACGAUAACAACGUCCAAGAUCAUGAGCAUGCCCACUUUAUGCAUAUGGCCAUACCGCGCAUCGGCAUCGGCAUGGAUUCCUCCGUGACUCCGUUGAGGCACGGCGGUUUGAGCCUAGUACAGACAACAGAUUUCUUUUAUCCUCUGGUAGAUGAUCCUUAUAUGAUGGGUAAAAUUGCAUGUGCUAAUGUAAUCAGCGAUUUAUACGCAAUGGGUGUAACGGAGUGUGACAAUAUGCUGAUGCUUUUGGGCGUGAGCACAAAGAUGACUGAAAAAGAAAGAGACGUUGUCGUACCUUUGAUAAUGAGGGGCUUCAAAGACUCUGCGCUGGAAGCGGGAACAACGGUUACCGGUGGUCAAACUGUUGUCAAUCCAUGGUGUACAAUCGGAGGCGUGGCCUCCACAGUUUGCCAACCCAACGAAUACAUCGUGCCGGACAACGCUGUCGUCGGAGAUGUUCUGGUGCUAACAAAGCCUUUGGGUACGCAGGUUGCAGUCAAUGCACACCAGUGGUUAGAUCAACCUGAUCGUUGGAACAGGAUCAAGCUGGUGGUCAGUGAAGAUGAUGUUAGGAAGGCGUAUCAACGUGCAAUGGACAGCAUGGCAAGACUCAAUCGGAUAGCGGCACGAUUGAUGCACAAAUACAAUGCUCACGGUGCAACGGACGUAACAGGUUUUGGAUUAUUGGGACAUGCUCAAAACUUAGCUAAGCAUCAGAAAAAUGAAGUUUCAUUCGUUAUUCACAAUCUUCCGGUGAUAGCAAAAAUGGCAGCGGUAGCCAAGGCCUGUGGUAAUAUGUUCCAGUUACUCCAAGGGCAUUCUGCAGAAACAAGCGGUGGACUACUGAUCUGUCUUCCGAGAGAACAGGCGGCGGCGUAUUGCAAGGAUAUUGAGAAGCAGGAGGGUUACCAAGCGUGGAUUAUUGGUAUCGUUGAGAAGGGUAAUCGCACAGCGAGAAUAAUCGACAAACCACGAGUGAUCGAAGUACCAGCAAAAGAAAAAGAUGGUGAACUCUGGUAAAGAACAGUUUCGAAACCGGAAUAACGAAACUGAUGAAAGUGUCGGAGGAUUACUUUUGUAUCCUGCAGUGUUUCUAUUGAGUGCGGCUAACAGAGUAAGGAAAAAAGAGGCCGCCGAAGCAAAAACUUGAUCAUCUAAGAAAUGAAUGUGCACCAACACACCAAGUUGCAAAUGUUCUCGGAUUUGAAGAGUAAAUAAAGGGAAGAAAAAUAAAUAACGCUACUGGUUAAAACUUUCCAGGUUUAAAAUUCAGCUAAGAUUACCGCUACUUCUUUUAAAAUGAACAUCUGUUAAAUGUGUCUCACAAUCUUUAUCCGUUAUUUUUUUUCAUUACUAUUUUUUUUUUUUUUUAAAUUAUAUUUAUCAAAGUGAUUAUGGUACAUCUAUUACUCGAAUGAAGAAAAAGUACGAAAGGCAAAGGAAGUUGAAUAAAAAAUACGUAGGGCAACUGUUCUAAAAAUAUACGUCUAUAGCUUUUUGUCUUUUUUUUCGUUUUAAACUAUUAUGAAGUACGGUGUAACUUUUUUAUAAGUGAAAAAGAAAAGAAUAAAAUUUAAAGAAAAGAAGAGUCAGUGGAAAACCGUAAUUGUGAUCAUAUGGAAUCUUGUGAAAAUUCAGCCAUCAAGAAGAAAUCGGGCCGAGUAAACUAUUUCUAUAUUAUAUCUAGAACAAAAUAAGGGAAGAAAAAUAAAAAGAAAAACUUUAAUUAAAGUGUACGGCGAGACAAGGUUUGGCGAUUUGUACCAGAUUUAGUCCAAAAUUGGGAUGAUGAAAUUUGUUAUUCGAGUAUUCUAAUGAUAACUGAAAAUUCAUACACGAUUUAUGAAGUUUUUAAUUCUUUAAACAGACCAAGAAAAAAUAUAAUGAAAACAAAAUUAGAUUUAUAGAAUCACUUAACGGUACUGCUACGAUACUAAAUAAAUUUAUGUUAUAAUUAUAGUUUAUGAUUACCUCUUGCGUUUUGUCAUCAAGAAAAAAGCGAAGAAAACGUAGAAAGGUACAUACAUAUAUAUCUCGAUGCUUUUAUUACUGUACACACUGAUUUUACAUGAUUCUUUCGCUGUAGCAUUAAAGUUUGAAAGAACACUAAAAAUGAAAGCAAGAAAUUUAACUCUCACCACUCACUGUUGUUACGGUUAUUAUAAAAACACGUCGAAGUAAAUUUUCUCAUCACUCACACAUCGCUAGAUUUUAGGACCGAGUCAAAUGUGUCGUAUAAAAUUUUAAUAAAAUGCUACUUUGUCAAUAA
Molecule: messenger RNA, 3533 nt
Organism: Athalia rosae (coleseed sawfly)
Lineage: Eukaryota; Metazoa; Arthropoda; Insecta; Hymenoptera; Athaliidae
Gene: Sps1
Product: inactive selenide, water dikinase-like protein
Exons: 6
Biological process (GO): L-selenocysteine biosynthetic process
Cellular component (GO): cytoplasm
Molecular function (GO): ATP binding; selenide, water dikinase activity
Source: RefSeq, a predicted model, not a curated record